Molecule: messenger RNA, 1392 nt
Organism: Marchantia polymorpha subsp. ruderalis
Lineage: Eukaryota; Viridiplantae; Streptophyta; Marchantiopsida; Marchantiales; Marchantiaceae
Source: the annotation of a GenBank genome assembly
UCUGUGCGGGAGUCAAGCCCAAGUCGCACUGGGCGAUUGAGAACCUCGAGCCUUGCGUUGAGAGAGUGCGCCGACGAGAUUGAGAGGAUAGAAGGCGGCAUUCGAGUGGUUGUGUAGACUCUCUAACAGGCUCAAGAUUUUCGAGCGAUGAGAGAAUUUACGGAGGUCGGUCCCCGUGUCCUGAUUCCGUGAUUUUGUAUGACAUAUGACUGAGACUGGGCCCUUGUUCUGAACUUGAAACGAAAAGCAGAGGAUAACACCUUUUGCGUGUGAAUGACUUUUGGGGUUGGAUAUGGACCCUGUCGGAGGUGCAAGCUCUAGCUCAGCGGAAGAGCCGAGAUAUGUAAAGCUAAUCCAAGAGAUUGAAACUGAAUGCAAAGUUUGUGGGCACUGUGGUACCAUGUUUGGAGUGGGCAAAGCACGUGGUGAUUGCGUGAUAUGCACCGACGACAGACAGUUGGGACUAUUACCGUGGGGCCAGAGUUGGGGUACAUAUUCACAACUGAGGAGACUUGAAGCACCUCUCCUACUUCGGAACGCUGAGAGGGAUCUGGUGGAGAUAUCAUAUACUACAAAACGUCAACGCUGCUUCCUUAUUCUUAAUCCAUUCGGAAACAUUUUGUGGGGAAGUACAACGUUCUUGGAUGAUGCUGCCAUAGUAACUAUCAAAAAGCUGGGUGGAAUACGGGCGAUUGCUGUAUCUCAUCCACACGAACUAUUUGGUUAUGCCAAGUGGGCGGUAACGUUUCAGUGUCCAGUAUAUAUACAUGAAAGAGACAAGAAUUUGGUUGUUCAUGACACUGAAUUUAUCGAAACCUGGGAUGGAGAGGAACUUGCUUUAUGUAGUCAGAUCAAACUGAUACGGUUGGGUGGGCACUAUGAUGGUGGUGCGAUUUUGCAUUGGACGAAUAAUGGUCUGGAUCAAGACGGAAAAGGUGUGAUCUUAUGUGCCGAUAUGUUGCAGGUUGGGGAAGAUGGUCAAACUGUGAGCUCAAUGAGAUCCUAUCACAAUUUUAUUCCUAUCUCAGAAUCAGAUGUACAACGUAUAAUCUGGAAGUUGCUCUCCGUGGAAUAUGAGCGACUUUAUGCCUCAGGAAAUAUCAGAGACCUUCCAGUCAAUGCAAAGGUGCUUACUAAUCUUUCACUUGAAAAAUAUGCUUGUGUCAUACAUAUACCCGAAGACGAAAAGGAGAAGAUUCGAGAUUUGGUAGAACAACGCCUUCAUUUGUAUCAGUAAACAGCAAUUCGUCAUUGACGAAUAGCAGCCCUAGUAUGUGCAAAAACUUUGAGAUUCAGCAAUAUGAAACCAGAAGAAGAGAACAUGCAUACAGAUUUUUUAUUUGCUAAUGAGUAUUGUCAUUUGUAAGAGCCCAUCAAAUUGCAUUCAUUUCU